AUGCCACAUCAGAACCCGAGGAAGCUGACUGGUCGUGACGUCGUCACGAGCCUGACGCUGAUUGGUGGCCUGCCGUGGAGGGGUUUACAGCAGGUGCGGGUUCACUGGCUACUGGACCUCGUGAAACCAGGCACAGGGCGCUACGGCAUAGACGAGGUCCGACAAUGGAACUUCGAAACCUGGAACGAGCCCGACCAUCACGACUUCGACACGCUCAACAUUACCGUGCCAGGGUACCUCAACUAUUUCUGGGCGAGCCGGCGCGGGCUGCGCGCUGCCGACGACCGGCUGAGGCUGGGCGGACCGGGCGGCUCGUGCCGACCUCCCCACUUCAGCACCCUGUGCUGGGCGCUGCUGAGGCACGCCGCCCCACAGCUCGACUUCCUCUCGUUCCACCGGAAAGGCGAGCAGGAGGUGCGCUCCAUCCUCUCUGCCGAGGUGCAGACGCUGCGAGAGCUGCGCGCCAGGUUCCCCGGGGUGGAGCGGCUGCCCGUGUUUAACGACGAGGCCGACCCGGAAAAGGGAUGGUGGCGGGCCCGGCCGUGGCGAGCCGACGUCACCUACGCGGCUAUGAUAGCGUCCAACAUCAUCAGACACCAGCUGUGGCGCACCGCCACCGGCAACAAGUACCACUACAGCCUGCUGAGCAACGACAACGCCUUCCUCAACUACCACCCUCACUACUUCCAGCAGAGGACGCUGUUCGCCAGGUUUCAGAUGAACCGGACGUCCGACAAACACUCGGAGUUUGUCCUGAAGCCGAGCUUCUCCGUGAUGGCACUGCUGGCCCAGCUUGGAUCUCGGCAGCUGAAGUUCGCCGCCAAACACAUGCCCAGCUCACUAUACGUGCUGCCGUCCAUUGGUGACCAGGACAGAUCUCUAACGGUCCUGCUCAGCCGAGGAGACUCCGCCGAGGAACCACGGCCCGACACCAGCGUUCAUCUGCACAUCAAUAACAUCACCAUGCCGACAGGUCAGCAGUGGUACUACACCGUGUACACCAUGGACAACCGUCUGACCAGCCCGUACCAGGUCUGGGCGCGGCAGGGCCGUCCCGUGUUCCCCGACAGGACACAGCUGGAGGAGAUGAGACAGGCGCAGGGUCUUCGUCGCGUGGGCCCACCUCUGCCGCUCCUCUCCAGCCGUUUAUCUGUGAAGCUGCGCCUGCCGCUGCCGUCUGUCACUCUGGUACACGUCUGUGGCACCGGCGACCAACCGGGACCCAUCACUGGACUGAGGGUGCAGCCAGUCACACGCGGAGAGGUGCUGAUCGUCUGGGAUGACCGAUUGGUCGAUACCAGAUGCAUUCUAACGUACGAGGUGUUCUUCCGAGCCGAAAACGUGACCGACGAGAAGUUUCGUCGAAUCAACCCAUUGGAUACGAUUUUCAACUUAUUCCAAUGGUCCCCAGAUACGCCAGGUAAGUCGAGCAAGUGAAGUGGUCGCUGGUCU
Amphibalanus amphitrite is the source of this 1452-nucleotide messenger RNA. RefSeq names its product alpha-L-iduronidase-like. The coding region runs from base 1 to 1437 and encodes 478 amino acids. NCBI's taxonomy places the organism in Eukaryota, Metazoa, Arthropoda, Thecostraca, Balanomorpha, Balanidae. Gene Ontology annotation, biological process: carbohydrate metabolic process. Gene Ontology annotation, molecular function: protein binding; L-iduronidase activity. The transcript is spliced from 9 exons. The record is from RefSeq and is a predicted model, not a curated record.